CUUGCCAUCGCUUAUCGCCCAUCGUCGUUAGCAUACAUUCGCUUAUUUAUUUGUUUAUCCCCCGCAGAAGACGAGGUGGCCGCCAAGUGCGAUUACAGCGACGUGCCGAGCCAAGACCUUGCGAAGGCCCGUGUUCUCUUCCCGACCGUCGCGUCCGUAAUCGGCCUCAACGGCCUCAACGGCCGUGCAACGGUGACGUCGCACGCGAAUUUCUACGAGCUCGGCGGGAACUCGUUGAAUUCCAUCUACACGGUGACCAAGCUGCGCGACCAGGGUUACCAGAUCGGCAUCACGGACUUCAUCACGGCCAAGAGUCUGACCGACAUGCUGGGCCGCAUGAAGCUUAUCUCCAGCGUGGAGGAGCCGCUGAACGAGAGCAUCGAUCAGGAGUCGUAUAUCUACGAGCCGUUGCACGACCGCCACAAGGACGACGCGAUCGAAAUAAUCACGGAGAGCUUUUACUCGAAAGCCGAUUUGGAGCAGUGGUUGAUGCCGGACAUCACGAGAGCCGAUUACCGGGAUCUGAUUGACUCCACGUGGCGGCCGCUCGUGGAGAAGAGCUUGAGUUUCGCCGUGAAGUCGGCGCAGACCGGCAAAACGAUCGGGAUCACUCUCAACUUUGAUCUCUGGGACGAGCCCGAGGUGGUGCUGAACUCCAAGUUGACAGUCGUCUUUGACUUUCUCGAGUACCUGGAAGGGCCGAUCAGAGAGAACAGAUUGCCCAAGGGUAAAGGCCAGAUUAUUCACAACUUUAUGAUGUCGACCAGCAGCGAGCUGAACGCGGCGCAGAACGUGCUCAUAAUGAGGCAGAUGGAAGAGCACUGCUUGGAGCUCGUCAAGCGGAAGAAGUACGUAGGCAUCUUCACGACCAACACCAGCCCGCUCACACAGCAACUCGGUACAGACGUGUAUGGCUACGAGACCAUGUUGACGUAUCAAGUGAACAAGUACGAGGCACCCGACGGCAACAAGCCUUUCGGCAAGGCUCCCGACAGCCAAUUGGCCAUUUGCUCAUUGAAGAUGAUCAAUUGAUUUGAAGCGAAGCAAUUGAAGAUACCCAGGCAGAACAGAAAAUCAUGAUGACAUCAAAAUGACGUCAAAAUGAUGAGGAAAACUCACUUUUCCAUCAUGAUUCGAUCAUUUUCUCGUCAUUUUGAUGUUAUCAUGAUCUUCUGUUUUCCCUGAGUACAUCAGUAUUGAACUGGAGCAGCGUACGAAAAGUACACGGUGCUCCUUCUGAUUGAAUUCAAUUCAACGAUGACGUAUCGGUAACAAAACGAUGAAUCUGUGUAUAUAUAUAUAUAUAUUUUUUUUUUCUUUUUGUAAAUAAACAUAUAUACGCGCGAUAAUUAGCAGCUGCGAAUUGCUUAGAAUAAUUUGCAAUUAGUAUUAUACGCUUCAAAUUCGACACGACCAAGCAGUCUGAGGGACGAAGGUUUUGGCACUGAUAUCGGGCUGUGUAUCGACCAAUCUCGGCUGUUA
Messenger RNA from Harpegnathos saltator (Jerdon's jumping ant), 1482 nucleotides. RefSeq lists its product as uncharacterized. The annotation marks the transcript as partial. Lineage: Eukaryota; Metazoa; Arthropoda; Insecta; Hymenoptera; Formicidae. The transcript is spliced from 3 exons. The record is from RefSeq and is a predicted model, not a curated record.